This is a messenger RNA of Trametes versicolor FP-101664 SS1, 916 nucleotides long. RefSeq lists its product as uncharacterized. The record is from RefSeq and is a predicted model, not a curated record. Lineage: Eukaryota; Fungi; Basidiomycota; Agaricomycetes; Polyporales; Polyporaceae. The transcript has 4 exons. The coding region runs from base 77 to 802 and encodes 241 amino acids.
CUCCGCGGAGGACUCUUGCCCAGUGGUACACGUGUCCGACUCUCCCGAAGACUUCAGACAUAUCCUUCGCUUCUACAUGCCUAGGGAUAACUCGAACCCGUUUGACUCCGGAGAACCAUCCUUUCACAUGAUCUCAGCCGCGGUUCGGCUCGGCCAAAAGUACCAAAUGUCGAAUCUGUUCGAACAUGCGAUCGGACACUUGGGGAAGUACUACACGACGCAGUUCGACGUUUGGGAGGCGCAGACGCGUACGGCACCCCUUGGCUUUCAUGACAACGCACACUCGAUCGGUGUGGUGAAUCUCGCCCGCCUAACAGGCGAGGCCAGCCUGCUCCCUGUAGCCCUCCUCUGCUGCUGCAUGCUUCGCGCAGCGAUUAUCACGGGCUUCAAGCGUGAAGACGGGACACGCGAGCAGCUAGCGCUCGACGAUAUCGGCCGGUGCUUCGUCGCCAAGGGCCGGCUCAUCGCGGAGUCCGUCCGCAUCGCCCUCUGCGUCUUCGAGCCGAUCGUCGCGAAAAAGUGCACGGCCGCUGCCGGGUGCAAGUCUGCGCUCGCCACGAUGCUCAGGAUGCUCAAAGACCGCGUGUCCGACAUCACCAUGGUGGACCCGUUCCUGUCGAGUCACGACAUGUUCACUGGGCCGGACGUCCACGUUUGCCGGCACUGCAAGACGAUGUUGGAGGCGCGCGACCUGCAUGAGAGGCGUGCGGUGUGGGCGCGGUUGCCGGAGAUAUUGGGAAUCGAUCCGAUUGCGGCUUGGCCUUCAGAAAAUGCGGACGGGGAUGACGGUGGUGAUGCGUAGGCGAAGCUGGCUAUGUAUGCCGAGCUUGCAAGUUUACUGUAUACUUUGUUUACACCUGACCUUGGUCUUCUCGCGAUUUAUUAUAUAUUACUAAUCUUCGCCGCACGUCUAUGG